UCGGUGAUUCAGGUGAUAUAAACUAGCGGUUCAUACAGAAUGUCUUCCGAGAAUGAAUGCUCAUAUUACAAAAGCAGUCAUCAAACACCAGAAAUUAGAGCUGCUGAUAUCCUUCCCCUACUGCAUGAAAAAGUUGCUAUAGUAUCUGGUGGUAGGGACCGCAGAGGAUGUCCAAUUUUAUCCUUUCCUGCUCGCACCCGACCUGAGCGUUUGAAAACAGAGGACCUCAGGAAACUUUUGCUAUACCUAGCAACAACACCAUGUGAAGAAGCAGCUGAUUUGGGGUUUUCUGUUGUUAUUGACAUGAGAGGUACAACAUGGAAUACUGUUAAACCAAUUUUAAAAGUUUUACAAGAAACCUUUCCAAUCAAAAUUCAUACUGCCUACAUAAUUAAACCAGAAAAUUUUUGGCAAAAGCAGCGCACAAGCCUUGGAAGUGCAAAAUACAAAUUUGAAACAAGCAUGAUAUCUGUUGAAACUUUAUCAAAGUACAUUGAUCCUACCCAACUCACCAGUGACUUGGAUGGCACAUUAUCCUAUGAUCAUAAUUUGUGGAUUGAACUCAGAUUGUCUUUAGAAAAUUUUACAUGGAAAGCUAGUGAUUUGUUAGCAAGAAUGGAAACUGUUAAAGAUGAUUUAACUAGAAAUGAAUUUGCUGAUGAUGUGUCAUCAGCAAAAGCAGUCAUAGAUGAUCAUGCUUCUCUCAAAAAACGUAUUGUGCAAGUUCCUGUUGAAGAUAUAGAUUUAGAAGGUCAACAAGUUUUACACAAAUUAAGCUAUGCUACAGGUAACAGUAGUGGAGGCUCUUGUGAUUCGGGCUACUCAAGUAGAGAUAGUGGACCUGCUGGUAUGGCUGGAAAUGUUGAUUUUCAAAGUGCUGUUCCUCAAGUAGUUCGACUUCUGGAAAAUAUCCAUGUGACUCGGCAACAUUUACUUCAGCUAUGGCACAUACGUAAAGUGAAAUUAGAUCAAUGCCUUCAAUUGCGUUUAUAUGAGCAAGAUGCCCAAAAAAUGUUUGAUUGGAUUUAUCAUAAUCGAGAUCUUUUCCUUGUGAGCUAUGUUGACAUUGGGUUAACAUUUCAAGAAGCAAAAGAUCUUCAAGAAGAACAUAAUCAUUUCACCAUGUCUUCAAUGAAUGUUUAUGUCAACAUCAACCGCAUCUUAUCAGUUGCAUCCAGGUUAAUUGAAAGUGGUCAUUACUCUGCUGCUACUAUACAACAAAUUGCUGCUCGUUUAGAUCGAGCUUGGAAGGAAUUUGCUGCUGGUCUCGAUGAAAGAACAACUGUACUUACUUUAUCUGUUUUGUUUCAUCAAAAAGCAGAGCAGUAUAUGAGUAAUGUGUCCCCUUGGAGUAAAGCUUGUGAGCAAACAAUUGUACCAAGAGAAGUUGUUCACUUAGAAGAUGCCAUUCAUCAGCAUCAAACUUUGUAUGAAAAUAUGUGCCAAUCCUACACUGAAGUGCAUAGUACUAGUAAAAAACUGUUGUAUCAGUUAGAUCAUCUCGUUCAAGUGUGCCAUCAACCCCGUGUUGACAUGUCUUCUCGAAAACAUUCUCACGGGGAUAGCAAGAAUUUAUCUGAAAUUCUUAAUCAUAACGGGAAUAGUCAUCUGUGUAAUCCUGCAGCUGAUUAUUCUGAAGGUGCCAAACAUGUUCUUUCUGUAAUCCACGAAAUUCUGAAUCACCAUAGAGCCUUAGAAACCCAGUGGCACACAAAAAAGGUCAAGCUACAUCAAAGAUUAGCUCUUGGGUUAUUUCAAGAAGAUGUCAGACAGGUACUUGACUGGUUGGAAAACCAUGGUGAAGUUUUCUUGAGAAAGAAUACUGGGGUUGGCCGCAACUUGCAGCGUGCAAAAGUUCUUCAGAAAAGCCAUGAGCAUUUUGAAACAGUGGCUCAAAAUACUUAUACAAAUGCUGAAAAACUAUUGGCAGCUGCAGAAGAGUUGGCCCAAACAGGAGAAUGCAAUGCCGAAGAAAUUUAUGGUGUGGCACAUGAAUUGGAAGGUCAUAUCAGUAGUUUUGCUGCUCGAGUUGAUCAGAGAAGGAGUCUGCUUGAUUUAGCUGUAAUGUUUUUCACUCAUGAAAAUGAGCUUUCUAGUUGGUUUGAAGAAUUAAGGCAGGAAUUGCAGAGUGAUGAAGUUGCAGAAAAUGUGGAAGGAGCAGAACAGUUACUUGAACAAUUCAAUCAGCAAAGAGAUUCAACUAUUGAUGCUGCAAUGAAUACUGUAUCUGAAGGGGAGGCAUUACUGGAAGAACUUCAAAAUUCUGGUUUAGUUCCUGAUACUGAUGCUAGUACAUCAUAUGCUGCCAUUGAAGGACUUUUAGAAUCCUUGAGUAGGAGUAGAGAGGAAUUAGAAGAGUUAUGGAGUAAUCGAAAGUUAAAACUUGAUCUUUGUCUUCAGCUACGCCUCUUUGAAAGAGAUGCACUUGAAAUUUCAUCACAAUUGGAAUUGUGGUCUGAAGAGCUUCAAAAUGCUGAAGUUGCUCGAGAUAUGAAUGAGGCAGAACAGUCUCUUCAUAUUCACAAUGAAAGUGUUAGCAAUAUGCAGCAAACUGUUCUAGAUGUUAUACAGAGAGGACAAGAGUUAUACCAACUAUUUGAAACCUCGGGAGUGCAAUUAAUGGCUGACCAUCAAUAUGAUGGGCAAGCAAGGGUACAAGUUUUACUUGAUUUUCUUCAAGAACGUCAUCUAGAUUUAGAAGAUGUUGCAGAGAUGAAACGAGUAAAACUUGAACAAAGUAUUCAGUUAUGCCAGCUGGAAAAUGAUGCCAGCCAGGUGUUGAGUUGGAUUGGAAAUGGUGAAGCUAUGUUAGUUGCUUCUUUUAUUAUUCCAUCCUCUUUACAAGAAGCUGAACAAUUGCGAACAGAGCAUCAGCAAUUCCAAUUGGCUAUUGAAAAAACACAUUCAAGUGCAGUUUUAGUACAGCAGAGGGCAGAAUCUUUGAUUCAAGCUAACCACUUUGAUCCAUCUCAUGUUAGGGCAAUCUGUGAUGAUGUAAAUUCAAGUUGGCAUCAAUUAAUGACUCAUGCUGAGGAUAGGCAUAAAUUAACUACAGCUUCUUUAAAUUUCUACAAGACUGCUGAACAAGUGUGCUCGGUUCUUGAUAGUUUGGAGCGUGAAUAUCGAAGGGAUGAAGAUUGGUGUGGAAGCAAUAAUGAAACUAAUGAGAAAAAAGAAAGCUCUGAUAAAGUCGCAUAUGUUUCACAGCUGUUGACUAAGCAUCAGGAACAAAAAGAAGCUUUCUUAAAAGCUUGCACACUUGCUCGUAGAAAUGCUGAAACAUUUUUGAAAUAUAGUUCACGCUGCGUACAAUACUACAGUUCCCAAAUUGAAGUAAAUCAUAAAGGUUCAGAAAAUAAAGUUAAAGGUAUUCUUGAGCGAUUGCUCAAUCAGGAGAAUAAUGUCCUAGAACACUGGACAGCAAAAAAGAAGCGCUUAGAUCAAUGUCAACAAUUUGUUCUUUUUGAAAAUAGUGCAAAGCAAGCUUUGGAAUGGAUUCGAGAAACAGGGGAAGAUUAUCUUGAUAACAGAAGCUCUUUAGGAGAAAGUGUAGAAGAAACUAAACUUUUAUUAAAAGAAUACAAUGAAUUCAAAGGAAAUGCAAAGGAAACAAGAGAAAGGGUGCGCAUGCUUCUUCAACUAGCUGAUAGCUUAGUUGAGCGUGGUCAUGCCCAUGCAUCAGCUAUUAAGUAUUGGGUGGCAUCUGUUGAUCACAGUUAUAAAGAUUUUAGUGAGCGGAUGGACCAGCAUCGCCAAAGGCUUGAACAAAAACUUGGUUUACAAUCCGACAAGGACGUGAGAGAUUUGUCAUUAGAUCGCCACAGUGAUCCUUCCCUUGAAGAUAAAGUAAAAGAAGCUGCAGCUAAAGAAUUAAAUGAAGAAAAACGGAAGUCUGCUCGUAGAAAAGAAUUCAUUAUGGCAGAGUUACUGCAAACUGAAAGAACUUAUGUAAAAGACUUAGAUACUUGCAUCCAAACUUAUAUGAUGGAGAUGGAAAAGUUUGACAGUAAUGCUCCUAUUGGUUUACAAAAGAAAAGUUCUACCCUGUUUGGAAAUAUGGUUGAAAUCUUUGAAUUUCAUGAUCAAAUAUUUUUGAAAGAAUUGGAGAAGUAUGAAACUAUGCCAGAAGAUGUUGGUCAUUGUUUUGUGACUUGGGCUCAAAAAUUUGAAAUCUAUGUCAAAUACUGCAAAAACAAGCCAGAAUCUAAUUCUUUGUUAGUUCAACAUGGUGGGAGUUAUUUUGAGGACAUUCAAAGGAAAUAUAAUGUACCACAUCCCAUUGCUGCAUAUCUUAUAAAACCAGUGCAAAGGAUAACAAAAUAUCAACUCUUAUUGAAAGAUCUUUUGUCUUGCUGUGAGGAAGAUCAAGGAGAAAUUAAGGAUGGAUUGGAUGUUAUGCUGAGUGUCCCGAAAAAGGCUAAUGAUGCCAUGCAUCUUAGUAUGUUAGAAGGAUGUGAUGUAUCACUUGAUCAACUUGGUGAAGUUAUUCUUCAAGACUCCUUUCACGUCUUUGAACCUAAGUCACUAAUUAGAAAAGGAAGGGAAAGACAUAUUUUCUUAUUUGAGCUGUACUUGCUUUUUAGUAAAGAAGUUAAAGAUUCUAAUGGAAAAGCUAAAUAUAUCUAUAAAUCUAAAUUAUUGACAUCAGAAAUCGGUAUAACAGAACAUGUAGAAGGGGAUGAGUGCAAGUUUGCUGUUUGGACUGGAAGAGCACCUCUUGCAGAAAACAAGAUAGUUCUAAAAGCUACUUCCUUGGAAACAAAGCAAACAUGGGUGAAAAAACUGAGAGAAGUCAUACAAGAAACCUAUUUCAGUAGUGCUCUCUCUACAUUAAAUAUUUCAAAGUGCCAUACAAAGAUUUCAAAGUCUGUUAGCAAUCGCUCUAGCAGAGAUUUGGAAGAUUCUUCUAUGGAUGAGGGAAGUAUUGAAAAUCAAGAAAGAGGGUCAUUAGCAUCAUUUGGUUCUGGAAACACAACAGACAGUGAAAAGGGAGGUGAAGUAGUACAAGUGGUAGAAGACCAUAAAGCUAUACCUGGUUCAUUAGAGCUGACAGUUCAUGCUGGUCAGCAAGUUGAAUUGUUAGAAUCAUGCAAUGAGUGGUAUCUAGUCCGUCAUAUCCCUAAGGAUGAUUCAGCAUCUGGAAAUCAAGAAGGUUUAAUCCCACCAUCCUGUAUUAAAUCAUCAUUGAAACAUUCCACGUCAAAAACAAGCAUAGAAACAGAAGAAAUGAAUAUUAAUGCUGCUACCGAUCUAAGUCCUACUGCUGUUGGAUAUCCAUUACCAAAUAUAUCAUCAAUACCAAUAUCCAAACGCCGUGGAGCUUUUAGAAAGUGGUUAUCAAAUCCAGUGCGAAAACUUAGCCAUAGUCGUGUAGAAAGGUCCUCUAGUGAAUCAUCUAAGUCAGUUUCUACUAAGAAAACUCCACAACCAAAAAUUGUGACAAAACCAGAAUCAAAUGAAAAACCAUUGGCAAACCCUGAAUGUAGAAGGUUGUUAAAGAAUGAAAUACGUAAAAAAGAAAUAUCAAUUGAAGAAGAUGAAGUGUUAGAUGUAGAGCUUCCACCCCCAAUGAAAAUACAAGAACAUAGUUUUACUCCUGUUCAUCAAAACUUACCUGGCAAUAGUAGUGAAAAGCCAAUAACCUUACCUUCCACUGAUGGCAGUAGUUCUACCGACUUGGCUUCUGAAAUAGAACAAAUAGUAAAGGAACGUAUGUCGGAUGAAAGGAAACAAAAACAUCACAUUACGGUCAAAGAGAGAGAAAAAUUUUUACAAAAUAGAAAAUGCAUAAUUCAAGAGUUCAUUGAAACUGAAAAGAGCUAUGUAAAGGAUUUACAUUCAGUCAUUGAAGGUUACAUGAAGCCCAUGAAGUUAGGGGACAUUUCAAUUCCUCAGGACCUACGUGGAGAUAAGACAAAUAUUAUUUUUGGAAAUAUUGAAUCCAUCUUUGAAUGGCAUCGAGACACUUUUUUUCCAGAAUUGCAAAAUAAUAUAGAAAAUCCUCGCAGCAUUGGACUUCUGUUUAGGAAGUCUGAACUCAAACUGCAUAUGUAUGUUGUCUACUGUCAAAAUAAACCCAAAUCAGAGCAAAUUGUUGCUCAAUUUCUCCACUCCUAUUUUGAGGACCUCAGGUGUAAAUAUAAACUUGAACAUCAUCUUUAUGAUUUACUAACAAGGCCUGUGCAGCGAAUACUGGAAUACAAGUUAUUGUUGAAGGACAUUUUGAAAUAUACUCAGCUUGCAGACAUUGAUGAAGAAGCUCAGCAAUUAGAAAAAGCCGUCCACAUAAUGCACAUAAUUUACAAAACAGCCAACGAUGUCCUUAAUCUGAGCCGGUUACAAGGUUUUCAGAUAAAUUUAGCGCAGCAAGGUCAACUUUUGUUCCAAGGUCAGUUGAAGAUCGGCGAACAAGCUCACAAGCUUAAAGACAGACAAGUGUUUCUUUUUGAACAAGCCUUAGUUUUUAGUGAAAUCAUAGCUCCAAAAAAUCCACAUUCUAGUCCUGUAUAUAUGUUUAAAAAACUUCUGCCAAUUGAAAAGAUUCAGGUGGAAGACAGCAAAGACUCCAAUAAAUUUUUGCUAAAAUUAAAAGAUUCAGCAAAUGACGAAAUGCUGUUUGUACAAGGGCAGAGUAUUGAAUCAUUGCAAGAAUGGAAAGAGAAAAUUAGCUAUGUUUUAACUUUGCAAAUGGACUAUGUGAGAUCUCUUCAAUCACCUGUACAUUAUCCCACAAAUGUAGAAUACACAAGCUCUCAUGAAAACUGCUGACCCAUGGAGUAAAAAAUGGCUGUAUUUCCCGGGUAACUAUAAAAUGGAAGAAUUUUAAAAAGAUGCAUUGAAGUAGCUGCCAAAUGACUUUCAUCUAAAUAGCCCUUCUCCUCCAAUGAUACUUAAGAGUCAUUUUUUUUAAAGUUGGACACUUUUGAUAGUUGAUGUCUUCAAUUUUCGUAGAAAUUUCAGAAUGUGUUAGAGGUACUAUGAUAAGAAAAAGUGAAGUUUCUUUUUUUUUAACUGAUUUGUUUGUCCUUG
Messenger RNA from Uloborus diversus, 7029 nucleotides. Its product is annotated as triple functional domain protein-like. Bases 40 to 6768 code for a protein of 2242 amino acids. Gene Ontology annotation, biological process: axon guidance. Gene Ontology annotation, cellular component: cytoplasm. The record is from RefSeq and is a predicted model, not a curated record. Gene Ontology annotation, molecular function: guanyl-nucleotide exchange factor activity; protein binding. NCBI's taxonomy places the organism in Eukaryota, Metazoa, Arthropoda, Arachnida, Araneae, Uloboridae. The transcript has 51 exons.